CAAAGAAUACCGUACGUGUAACUUUCCCAAAAACACAGACCAUAACUGACUUCCGACAUAAAAUCAAAUUUUCGCUAGCCAUCACACUAUUCUGAAACGUAAAACAAAUUAAACAUGCGAUUCUCAUUCCGAAUAUCAGUUUUGUUUUUGCUUCAAAAGCAAUCCCUAGCAUUCAUCACUCCGCCUUGCCAGCAUCAGUCGCCUGCCUCGUCGUUGUUUGUGUCUGCCUCAACAACGGACGAAAUCGACCUGUCGUCGAACUAUGGAGCCGACAUGAACCAAGAUGACAUGAUGGAAUCGGACCUGCUCGUGAUCGUUGAUCAGAACGAUAACGUCGUCGAACUUUCUAAAGAUCAAUCGGUUUCGAAAAAAGCUGCGCACACUUUUUCCAACGAACAACCGAGAGGCAUUUUACACCGUGCCUUCAGUCUGUUUUGCUUCAACGAAGAAGGAAAAUUGCUUUUGACCCAGAGGGCGGCCGACAAGAUCACAUUCCCCGGAGUUUGGACUAAUACGGCCUGUUCACAUCCUUUGAUGGGUAUGCCCUCUUCUGAAGUUGAUAUUUGGCCCAAGGCUUUUCCCGAGAUGCCCGGUAUCAAGCGAGCUGCCGCAAGGAAAGCGAAACACGAAUUGGGACUCGACAUUCAAGCGGAUAUACCAGAUGUGCAAUUCGUAUCUCGUUUUCAUUACUGGGCAUCUGACGUAGAGACGCAUGGAUCUGAAACACCAUGGGGAGAACAUGAAGUGGACUAUAUCCUCUUUUUGAAAUCUCCCGUAAAGGAAUAUACAUUGAACAUCAAUCCCGAAGAAGUUGCAGAUGUCAAGUACGUUACAAUUUCGGAGCUCAAAGACAUGAUUUACAACCAACCUGACCUUACAUGGUCUCCUUGGUUCAUUGGUAUCAUGGAACGAGGUGGCUUUGACUGGUGGGAAGAUCUUGAAAAUACGUUGCAAGGGAAAAACACAAACGAAGAUAUCACAUUCUUUGAUCCUCUUCCCAACCAUUUUGCGACGUACAACACUCCUGAACAUACACGCGAAUCGACUGGAGUUUGGAAAAAUGAAUGAUAGACUUUUCAAAUUCCGAGGGAGCCCGCCAAUGGAGUGGAGAUGAAAGGCGUCCUGAAUUUCUGUGGGUUCGAUCGCUCACUUGAAUCAUUUCGAAUCUUGCAGGAUUGCAACGAAAAGCAGGAUGAGUCAACGACUUCUUUGAAAGGAAUGGACAAUUUCUACUGGAAUCUAUAGCUCCGUCGGCGCGGAAAUGUUAGAGUAGUAAUUAUUUUUGCUGAUAUAAGAACGGCAUCAUUUAUUAUAAAAUAAAACUGAAUCGACUAGAGCUUUUUCUCAGGUUUGGCACGAUGUGUCGAAUUGUGCCCUAUCGACCCAUCUGCGUUUGCAGCCUACCGUCCUAGUUCCUUACCAAACUACAAGAAGCUUAUCAGGUGGUUCAACGAUUCUCAAAACGACGAAAACUUCGGAGAGACGCUUCAAAACUUCGAAGAGGCUCUUCGUUUCUUCGGGAGAAGAAAACGUUCAUCUGUUCUUGAUGAUUUUUCAACCGUCGUUUCCUGAUCAUUUACUUGUAUCCUGUGGUGACGUGAACGAAGAUCCAAUGCGAACAUUAUUUUCAUUGCCUUAAGUGAGAAAGUGGUGAAGUGGAACGUUUGUUCUCCCCUUUGUUGAUAAAACUGAUGCGGAAGAUACCUACCGUGUGGAACACGACGAUUUUAUUUUGAACUCCUUAAGUAUUCUUUUAUUUUUCUGUAAAUUACAAUUAGCAAAUUCGUAGUCGAGGCAGAUUGCAUUACUUAACGAGUUCUUUCUUUCGUGGUGAGCGAUAUUUUUUGGGAUCAUUCCUGUCCACGAUAUCUCAGAGAUAAAAGAAUGAAGAGAAUGAAUUCUGAAGAAUCAAUUCGUUUGCGUUAUUCAGAUUGCCAAUUUCUGAUCACUUAAGCAAACCGCACUGAACACAUCUGCAAACUCGGUCAGAAGGAUUGAAACUUGAACAGUUACUGCUUACGUGUUUCCAUUUUGAUAUCUUUUAUUCGCAAUUUUUGAGAUCGCUCCGAACAUCAUCGAACACUUCCUCCUAUCAUCUUCCUAGGAGUUUCGAGAGGUUGUUGUCGGGCAUUACGCAUAGCGCCGUUCUUGGUCUUCUGUCGUACACCCUACAAAACUAUGGUAUGUCUCGGAAAUUCCGAGAACCUGACCAUUUCAAAUUCAGUCAAGCUAGGAGGGUCGCUCCCUAAAAUCGGGAGACCCUAAUUCUUACCACUCCUCAGCUCUCAUUGCGUCCAGUGUAUGAUGCAAAGCCGUGAUGCAGCAGUAAUAUUAGUACUACUAGUAUUUCUUGUAUUUCUUGAAGAGCACCAUCGUGGUGCCUGAUUCACCAAUCCAAGAGUGGGUGCUUCAUCUGAUGGAAAAGAUAGUGUAGUACUAGUAUUUGCAAUACUAUUACUACUAGUGCCGCCCCUCAGAGCAGCUAGAAGCAUAUUUUCCACCAAAAGCUAUGGUUCUGGCCAUAUAGCGCCUCUUCUAGUUCACAAGGUUAAAAAUAAUAUUAAGAUUUUUAG
This is a messenger RNA of Pseudo-nitzschia multistriata, 2573 nucleotides long. Lineage: Eukaryota; Bacillariophyta; Bacillariophyceae; Bacillariales; Bacillariaceae. The record is from the annotation of a GenBank genome assembly.